UCCAGUGGUUAUGCAACUCAGAUGCCUUACAAAGUAGCCCUCAUUUGCAAGUCCUGGAAUGAGGAGCGGAAUAGUGGGAAUCGGAAAUCAAGGAAUGACUAGUAAUUUGGUUCAAAAUGUUACACUGCAGGGUCGAGCCAUGGGAGUGGUUGGUUUAGGAGUUUCUCCCGGUGCUGCUGCUGCAGGGUCUCCUGCAAACCCAGCUGUCAUCAAAUGGAAUUGGUAAGAAUAAUGGAGAUACAUCUUCUGUAUCGCCUGUCCCUUAUGCCUUUAAUGGAGGUUUUAGAGGGAGGAAAUGCAGUGGGGCUGUGGAGAAAGUUGUUGAGAGGAGACAGAGGAGAAUGAUAAAGAACAGAGAAUCAGCAGCAAGGUCUCGGGCACGUAAGCAGGCUUAUACCAUGGAGUUGGAAGCAGAAGUUGCUAAGUUAAAGGAGGAGAACGAAGAAUUGCAAAAGAAACAGGAAAAGAUUAUGGAAAUGCAGAAGAAUCAGGUGUUAGAGAUGUUGAACGGACAGCGCGGAUCUAAAUUGCGGUGCUUGAGACGAACACAGACUGGUCCAUGGUAGAGGGUCCUCAGAUUGAGAUUGUGUAUGAUAGGUAGCUGUACAUAUUACGGCAACAAUGUAGAAGCAGAGGUUUUAGGUGGCGUAGAAGAAGCUUUCUAAUAUUUUGGAAUCUACUCGGUUCUAUGAUUGAAAGGAUUAGAUAGGGAAGGGAAGCUACAUACAUAUGUUUUGCUUUAGAUUCACGUGAUAUAUGAAUAGGAGAACAUCCAUGAAUCCAAUUCUGGAUGUUACAUUGCUCUGCUGAUGGGCAUAGGCCAGAAUCACAAAUUCUUUAUCAUCUAAUUAUGUAACAGAAGGAGAGAAAAAAUGAAUGUUGAGACAGGUGUGCAAUGGUUGUUUGUGUCUAUUGGAGAUGUAUACUGGUAAUAAACGUUUUGAAGAAUUAUGAUUACGAUUGUCCAGCA
Molecule: messenger RNA, 970 nt
Organism: Carica papaya (papaya)
Lineage: Eukaryota; Viridiplantae; Streptophyta; Magnoliopsida; Brassicales; Caricaceae
Product: ABSCISIC ACID-INSENSITIVE 5-like protein 5
Biological process (GO): positive regulation of DNA-templated transcription
Cellular component (GO): nucleus
Molecular function (GO): DNA-binding transcription factor activity
Source: RefSeq, a predicted model, not a curated record